Thrips palmi is the source of this 3945-nucleotide messenger RNA. RefSeq names its product caldesmon-like. The record is from RefSeq and is a predicted model, not a curated record. The transcript is spliced from 7 exons. The coding region runs from base 1 to 3486 and encodes 1161 amino acids. Gene Ontology annotation, cellular component: extracellular matrix. NCBI's taxonomy places the organism in Eukaryota, Metazoa, Arthropoda, Insecta, Thysanoptera, Thripidae.
AUGAACAAAGCUAUGUUCCCGGAAUACACAAGGCCCUCGCCCACAUCAACGACGGCGCCUUCGUCGACCACGACUCCGAGGCCCGCGGAGCAGCCUCGGCCUCGGCAGGACGGCAAGCAGUCGGCCAAGAUUUCGGCGUCCGGCGCCUCAUCGCGCGCAGAGCGGUCCGAGCGCAAAGACGCCCGCAGGGAGCCCAAGCAGGACCAGCGGUCUGCCAAACUCAAGGACGAGAAGAAGGGCGAGGCCAAGGUGGAGGAGUCCAAGAGGAAGGAGGCCAGGAGGGACGAGGCCAAGAAAGAGGACCCGAAGGACGAACCGAAGAAGAAAAGGCGUGACGACGAGGACUCCGCCGAGGAGGAACCGAGGCGCAGGCGGCCUCAAGUCAGCGAGGAAGACGACGAACCAGAAGACGGGCGGGUGGAGCUGAAGAAGGACCCGCGGCAGCGUGCCAAGUCAUCGCCAUCCACCACCACUGCCUCCACCACAACCUCCACCACCACGACCUCCACCACCACCACGAAGGCCCCUCUUGUGGACGACACGGGCAGCAGUUCAGAAGAGGACGAAGAGGAGGAGGACGAAGAGGAGGAGGCGGAUGUGAAGCCCUCGUCCACGGCCGCGACAUCAACGUCUACGACGACGACCACCACCACCACCACUGCGGCGCCCUCCACGUCGUCCUCCACAACGGCAGCAUCCACGACGACGGCCUCCACCACCACGAGCAAGCCCAAAGCAACGACCACGACCACGAGCAAGCCAAAAGCAACGACCACCACACCAAAGCCCACCACAGCCAGGCAGCCUCCGCUGCCGGUGGUGAAGCAGCAGCAGAGGGAACGGGAGCUGAGGGAAAAGAAGAACAACGAAGAAAAGAAGAAGAAGGACGACGAGAAGAAGAAGAAGGACGAGGAGAAGAAGAAGAAGGACGAGGAGAAGAAAAAGAAGGACGAAGAGAAGAAGAAGAAGGACGAUGAGGAGCGAAAGAGGCAGCUCGAGGAAAAGAAGAAACAGGAGGAUGAAACAAAGAAAAGGGAAGAGGAAAAAAGAAAGAGUGAGGAGCUAAAACAGAAGGAAGAAGAGGAGGAAAAGAAGAGAGAGGAAGAAAAGAAAAAGCGGGAAGAACAGAGAAAGCUAGAAGACGAACAGAAGAAAAUAGAUGACGAACAGAGAAGAAAAGAGGGUGAGGAGGAAGAAAAGAAAAGAAAAGAUGAGGUCAGUAGCAAGGACAAUUUGAAGAAAGAGGUCGAAGUUGAGAGAAAGAAAACUGAUGAUUCAGAAAAGAAGGCUGAAGAGAGAAAGGAGUCUGUGAAGUCCGAAGGGGAAAAUCCAGAGAAACGGAAGAAAAAGGAUGAAGACGAGGUCGAUGAAGACGACGAUGAAGAUGACGAAGAUGACGAGGAGGAAGAGAGGGAGCGAGAGCGAGAGAGAAAAAGGAAAGAAGAACGCAGAAAACGGAAGGAAGAAGCUAGGAAACGGAGAGCAGAGGACAGGAAGAGGCGAUCGGACGAGCGGAAGAAGGACGAAGACGACAAAAAGAAGCGAGACGAGGCGGCGAAAGACAGAAAGGAGCAGCCGAGGCCCAGAAGCAGGGACGGCAAGGACCGGCAGAGAAGCAGGGACAAGGACGCCGAAGACACCCCCAAAGAGGAAGAGAGAGACGCCGUGAAGGACGCCGCCAAGGACGCCGCCAAGGACGCCGCCAAGGACGCCGCCAAGGACGCCGUCAAGGACUCCGCCAAGGACGCCACCAAGGAAGUCGCCAAGGACACCGCCAAGGACACCGCCAAGGAAGUUGACGCCGAUCAGGACAAGGAGAAGCGACAGCGCAAAACCAGAGACAGAGCGGAAGCCAAACCCGCGCCAAAGGAGUCGAAGAAGAGCGACGUCUCCGAUGCCAGCAGCUCCAACAAGGACAACUCCAGCAAGGCUGCAGAGGCGGACCCUCAGAUGACGUUGAAGAAGCUGGAGGAGCAGCAGGAGGAGGAAGAGGGGCGAGAGGAUGGCGCCCGGGCCGCCGCCGCGCUCAAGGUGGAGAAGAGGGAAGAGUCCAAGUUGGAGGCCGAGGAGGAGGCCCGGGCGGCCAACACCACCAGCGAGGAGCCUGUGGCCGCGGCGCCGCAGCAGGAGGCCGAUGACGGCCAGGACGAGAUCACCACGGCGGACGACUCGGAGGACAAACGUCUCGAGGCCGAGGUGCAGAUGGAUCUGAAGCGGCACCGCGGCAGGGACACCAAGGCCCACAGGGACGCCCACAGGGACGUCAAGAAGGACGUCGCCAAGGACGCCACCAAGGAUGCCUCCAAGGACGCCACCAAAGAGAGCGCCGCUGAGCAGAGGAAGCGAAAGGAGGAACCGAAGAAGGCGGACAGGGGCGACGACAAGAAGGAGGCCAAGAGGGACGAGGCGAGGCGGAAGGGCGCCGAGGCGAAGAGGGACGACCGCAAGGACGACAAAGCAAGGGACUCCAGCCACGAGAAGGCCACAGGUUUGGAGACGGCUGAGACGACGUACCCCAGCCAGCCACUGCUGCAGAAGGUGUACGCCAAGGAGUCCGAGUCCACGUCCGACGGCCAGUACGUCGCGCAGCAGUCCAUCCAGUCGCCUAAGUUCGUGCCUCAGGACCAGGGCCUCCAGUCAUCCACCAGCACGCGGCAAAAAAACUCUCGGCAAAGGGUACCAAACCAAAAUUUCCUCGCACUGCAGCAGCCGCUCCUGCCGCAGCAGCAGCAGCAACUGCAGCACCAGCUGACGAAGCAUCGGCGCGGCCAGCAGCAGGAGCAGCAGGAGCGGCCGGACCAGCAGGACGCGGAGGGCGGCGACGCCCCCACCACCUACUCGACCACCACCAGCACCACGCCCUUCCCCAUCAUCCCCAUCGUGCACUUCGACAAAGAGCAGAGUGCUGACGGCAGCUACAAAACCAGCUACGAGACGGCCAACAACAUCUACGCCGAGGAGACAGGUUUCUUGAGGAAGCAGGGCGCGAAGCCCGAGGGCGACUCCGACGAGGUGGAGGAGUCAUUGGUGCAGCACGGCUCGUACUCGUACACGGCCCCCGACGGCAGCCUCAUCACCCUGAGCUACACGGCGGACGAGAUGGGCUUCCGCGCGACGGGCGACCACAUCCCCACGCCGCCGCCAGUGCCGCCAGAGAUACAGCGCUCGCUCGACAUCAUUUACGCCCAAAUCCAGCGCGACCAGGAAGAGGCUGAGCGAGAGGAGCGGGAGGAGCGGGAACAGCAGCAGCGCCAGCAGCAGGCGGGCAGCGCCAGCGUCCACCAGGAGGAGUCCGUCGGUGCGCCGAAGCGCUUCGCCAACCACCGUCAUGACGACGUCGACGACAACGCCUCCAACAACGACGCCAACGAUACCGUCAACGACGCCACCAACGACACCGUCAACGACGACCGCGCGGCCCGCGACGAGGAGGCCGUCGUCAAGAAGCUCAGUGGCGCCAACAAGCGUGGUGGACGGCGUCACUAGGAGGCGCCACGUUCGGCCCGCCUCCUCCAGCACCACCUCCUCCAGCACCACCUCCACCUCCACCACGACCACCACCACCACCAUCGCGACAACCCUCACGACACCCACCGCGGACGUCGCCACGGAAGUCCCUGAUCUUGACCACGAUGUCCAGGACGCGCCAAGGCGGGGGGCUUCUCGUGGACGAGGCUGGUCCUGGACAUCCACAAGUUCCUGAGCGGGCGCGAGGCGAGGCGGGCUGGUCCGAGAAGGGCUGGUAGAAGGGCUGGUUCGAGGCGGGUGCCCGCAGGCAGACGGAGGCCGCGACCGCAGAAGCAAGCCGACUGACGGGAGCGGGCCUUCGGUGAAAUUAUUUGUAAAAAGAUAGGGAAGACUGACUGUGGAUGGCGGCUUGCCUUCUCACCUGUUGUUGUUCUUUUGUUAUUGAUUUUUUGUUGACUUACAGACUGAAAUAAGUAA